AUGAAGGUCACCACUGCCAGUGUUGCGGCUUUGGCCGCCGGCGCUAUUGCUGCGCCCUCAAACACCACCCCUCGCUCAGCUAACAAGGCUGCUGCUGCUUGCUCCUCAGCUGUCACCCUCGAUGCGAGCACCAACGAGGUCAAGAAGGCUGUUGAGCAGAUGACCGAUGCGACCUUGAAGUCUUCGGCCGAAAAGGUUGCCGACGUCGGUAGCUUCUUGUGGCUCGACAACAUCGCCAACAUUGCCAAGUUCGACCCCGCUGUCGCGGACCUUCCUUGCGAGGAUAUCCUUGGUCUUGUCAUCUACGACUUGCCCGGCCGUGACUGUGCCGCCAAGGCCUCCAACGGUGAGCUCAAGUACAACGAGCUCGACCGAUACAAGACUGAAUACAUCGACCCCAUCGUCGUCGCCAAGAUCAAGGCCAACCCCAACUCGGCUUUCGCUCUUCUGAUCGAGCCCGACUCUCUCCCCAAUUUGGUCACCAACGCCGACCUCAGCACUUGCCAGGAGAGCAAGACCUCCUACGAGGAGGGUGUUGCUUACGCUCUUAAGAGCCUCAACCUUCCCAACGUCGUUAUGUAUAUCGACGCUGGUCACGGUGGCUGGCUCGGCUGGGACGCCAACCUUAAGCCCGGUGCUGAGGGUCUUGCCAAGGUUUACAAGGCCGCCGGCAGCCCCAAGCAGGUUCGUGGUUACGCCACCAACAUUGCUGGCUGGAACUCUUGGGACGAGGAGCCUGGUGAGUUCUCGGACGCGUCCGACGCCAAGUACAACUCGUGCCAGAACGAGAAGACAUACGUCACCAAGUUCUCGGCUGCCCUUAAGACGGCUGGCUUCCCCGAGCACGCCAUCGUCGACACUGGCCGUAACGCCGUUACUGGCCUCCGUGAGGAAUGGGGUGACUGGUGCAACGUUAAGGGUGCCGGUUUCGGUGUCCGCCCGACUGCUGACACUGGCCUCGAGCUAGCUGAUGCCUUCGUCUGGGGUAAGCCUGGUGGUGAGUCUGACGGUACUAGCGAUGAGAGUGCUACCCGUUACGACUCUUUCUGCGGAAAGCCCGAUGCCUACAAGCCCUCUCCCGAAGCCGGUGAGUGGAACCAGCCCUACUUCGAGGAGCUCCUUAAGAACGCCAAGCCCCAGUUCUAA
Daldinia childiae is the source of this 1146-nucleotide messenger RNA. Its product is annotated as Glucanase. NCBI's taxonomy places the organism in Eukaryota, Fungi, Ascomycota, Sordariomycetes, Xylariales, Hypoxylaceae. The transcript has 4 exons. Gene Ontology annotation, molecular function: hydrolase activity, hydrolyzing O-glycosyl compounds. Gene Ontology annotation, biological process: cellulose catabolic process. The record is from RefSeq and is a predicted model, not a curated record. The coding region runs from base 1 to 1146 and encodes 381 amino acids.